AUGAGCAUCAGUGUUAAUGCUGAACGUUGUAGAGCUUAUCGUCAACGCAUUAGUAAUGUAUCUGACCGUCUUCAAAACACAGAUACAACUCUUUCUCAACAAGGUAAUGAUAUUAGCGUUCAUCAAAAAGAGAAUAUAAUGCUGAUGAAUGAAGAUGAAAUGGUCCAGAAUGAUAUUAAUAAUUAUUUUUAUCAAAUGCAUGAUUUGAAUGAUGAUGAAAUUGAACUAAAUUCCUUUAUAUACAAUAAUAACAGUGAUGAUUAUAAUGACAAUGAAACAAACUCCGAUUCUGAAUUAGAUUAUUCAACAGAUACUAAUGAUUAUGAUAAUACUCUUCUUUAUCCCAAUGGUUCUAUUUCUCUUUGUCAAGCAUAUGCAGCAAUUAAAAGUUUUAUUGUUAAUCCCAAUGAAGGUAAAUGUUCUUCUAAAUGUGUAUUCAAUGGCCAUCAACGAACAGCCGAUUCAUUAACCGAAUUAUGUCAAGCUAAUAUUUUUCAACGAAUAAAAUGUGUUGUUGAACGUAAUUUACAUUUGAUAAUAGAAUAUCAACAACGUGCUCAUCGUCUUGUACCAAAUGAUAUAGUAAAUGAUGCAGUCUAUAAACAAAUUCAUACAAAUAGUAAAUUUAAUCGUUUAACAUUGAGCAUUCAUGCUGAAGGAAUGCAGGUAAUCACAACCAAGCCAAAAAAAUUUUACGUAGUUACAGGAACAAUAUUACAGAUGCCACCUCCUCAUCGUGAGUUUGAUCGAAAUAAACUUAUGCUUGUAGUUUAUCUUUCUGAAAAUGAACCUACACCAUUACUUCUUUAUGAUCAGUUAUCACAACAACUGCAACAAUUAAUCAACGAAAAAUAUGUUAUUAUUGAUGGUGAAAAAUUUAAUAUUACGUUUCAAUUAUUUAAAACUGAUCUUCCAUGCCGUAUUGGAUCAAAUCUUGGAAUAAAUGAAAUUUUUUGUCAAUUAGGUGGAGCAAAAAAUGUUGAUUUUAAACAAGAUCAUUCCAUACGUUUUGAUAUUUCAAGUGUACUUGAUCAACUACAUGUUAAAAAUGACCAAACACUUGUUAUUGGACUGGCUGUGGUGAUUGAACGCAUCUUUAUAUUAAUGGUGAACUUGUAUUUAAUAUGA
This is a messenger RNA of Rotaria sp. Silwood1, 1128 nucleotides long. Lineage: Eukaryota; Metazoa; Rotifera; Eurotatoria; Philodinida; Philodinidae. The record is from the annotation of a GenBank genome assembly.